Spinacia oleracea (spinach) is the source of this 1113-nucleotide messenger RNA. RefSeq lists its product as uncharacterized. NCBI's taxonomy places the organism in Eukaryota, Viridiplantae, Streptophyta, Magnoliopsida, Caryophyllales, Amaranthaceae. Gene Ontology annotation, molecular function: zinc ion binding; nucleic acid binding. Bases 1 to 1113 code for a protein of 370 amino acids. The transcript has a single exon. The record is from RefSeq and is a predicted model, not a curated record.
AUGUCUGAAACAAACUCAAACACAAACACAAACCUUAACCCUUACAAAGAUCCUCUUUUUAUUGCUGUAAAUGAAAGUGCAGCAACACCUCUGGGAAGCAUUCUCCUUGAUGGAAACAAUUUUGUUAACUGGAACAGGAGCAUUAAGAUUGCUCUUGGUGCAAAGAACAAGCUUGCCUUUCUGGAAGGAAAGCACCCUAAGCCUUCUGAAGGACCAGAUGAAGUGCAGAAGUGGACUAGGUGUGACUAUAUGGUGAGGUCAUGGCUGUUGGCUACCAUGAAACCUGGCAUUGCAGGGAGCCUGGUGGGUAUGCCAUCAACCAAAAGGCUAUGGGAGGAAAUAGUUGAGAGAUAUGGACAGACAAAUGCCCCUCAACUGUAUCAGCUGAAGAAGGAUUUGUGGUUCCUAGAGCAGAACAAUCUGAGUGUAAGUGAGUAUUACUGCAAAUUGAAAGAUCUGUGGGAUCAAAUUGCAGAACUUGAGGACAUACCUGAAUGUUCAUGUGGAGCAUUAGCUAGAUGCAGUUGCAGCAUUGUGAAGAAACUACUGGAAAUGAAAUCCACAGACAAGUUGAUGAAAUUUCUCAUGGGACUAAACCCUGGUUAUGACCAAAUGAAAACCAAUUUUAUGGGUAUGGAUCCUCUCCUACCUGUGAACAAGGUUUACAACUUGGUGAUGCAGGUUAAAAAACAGAAGCAAAUCUCUGGUGAGCUUAGCCUUGGCCCUGAGACAAGUGCAUUGGCUGUGAACAGACAGGGCCAAAGCUUAGGACCAUUGCUGAGUUUUGACAAAAGGGAAUACAAGAGAAAGCAGAGGGAGAAAUGGGAGAAGGAAACAAACACAUGUGACCAUUGUGGGAUGAAGGGCCACUUGAAGGAAGAAUGUUUCAAGUUGGUGGGAUAUCCAGACUGGUUCAAGAACAACCCUAAGGGAAAAGGAACUGGGAGACAAGCUGCAAAUGUUUCAAGGGAAGAAGAAAUGCUGACUGGAGACAAUCCCUUGGAUGUGCUAUCUCACCAAGCAGAAGGUACUGGUACUAAGCAUGAUAACAAUUUCAUUUCUUCUGUUGUACAGGAAGUUAUGAGAGCUCUGGGGGAGAAACAUAACACAUGA